AUGAUAGGAGUGGAGGUGAAGCAGAGAGGUGGAAGAUUGGAAGAGAUAGACAUGGGAGACCUGCGAUCUCAUCUUGAGGGGGUCUCAUUGAGUAGUGUCAAGGAAUCAUUAUCACCAUCUGUGUCACAAAUGCAGUAUGUAAAGGAAAGGGCGACUGUUGCUGCUGUCGGGAGGGUGCGACAGGGAGCAUCAUUGGAGACAGGAAGGGCCAUAGCUCAACGCACUUUAGUUUGUGUCGUGGUAGCGUUGGCGUGA
Cercopithifilaria johnstoni is the source of this 255-nucleotide messenger RNA. The record is from the annotation of a GenBank genome assembly. Lineage: Eukaryota; Metazoa; Nematoda; Chromadorea; Rhabditida; Onchocercidae.